This is a messenger RNA of Lonchura striata (white-rumped munia), 3669 nucleotides long. Lineage: Eukaryota; Metazoa; Chordata; Aves; Passeriformes; Estrildidae. The record is from RefSeq and is a predicted model, not a curated record.
UUUUUCCUCUGACCGACUCCUUCCGCGUUAGAUACAGGGAUCACUUGGGAAAGGAUCAGGGCAGCGCUCGUAACUCAUGCUUUGGGAAGGCAGAGUAGCCCCAUGCUGUGUCUGAUGAGAUGUAGGAUGCACUGUCCAAGUCGAACUGAAUUGAGACUUUCAGGAUUCUCUGCACAAACUUGAAAGUGCCUCUGUUGUUUUGCUACCACUUAAAUGUCUGGCAAGGUGACAGAUCCCUUCUGAAACACCAGUAGCCUUUUGUGGUGUGUUGAAUCUGACAGAAACCUACGCAGGUGCACAACAUUCAGUUCUGGGACUAUUGACCUGCCUUUGUUCUUAUUAAUGUUUCAUUGGAUGUGAUUGCCACAUGAGUUCCUCAAGGACAAUGGACCCUAGGAUGAGAGAUGCUGAAGGAGAUGGAGAGGACAAUUCAGGAAAGAAAAAAUCUAAGUUCAAAUCUUUCAAAAAGUUUUUUGGUAAAAAGAAAAGGAAAGAGACAUCUUCUGUGACCAGCAGUCUGAAGUUGUGCCAGUCAACAAAUGAUGUCGCAGCCUCUCAUGACAUGCGCACUAGUUAUGAUUCUGAAGAUGAACUUGAGACACAUAAAGGCAUUAUGGGAAGCAGAGCUCUAUCACAUGAUAGCAUUUUCAUCCUUGAGACUGGGCAAGAGGCUGCAAGGCCAGUAAGAGUGUUUUCUCAAGAAAACAUUUCUGAUCGGAUUAGAGCUUUACAGCUGAAACUCCAGCCUACCAUGAAAUUGGGACCUCCACCUCCAUUUGGACUUCAUGCAAAGCGAACAGAGGAUACCGGGACCAGUUCUGAAGAUGAUGGAUUACCCAGGAGCCCUCCAGAAAUGUCUUUGCUUCAUGAAAGCCUAAGCUCAGGCAUGAGAACAAAAUUCUCUGACUCUCACAAGCAUCUUAGCUCUUUGAGUUUAGCUGGAACAGGCAGUGAAGAAGAAGAACAGGUUACACUGAGUUCUUCUAGAUCUCGCUCUACAGACGGUCAGCUAUUCACUAGGCAUGGAAGUACCAAAACUGGGUCUCCCCAGACAUCUGACAGUACCAUCUCCCCUACAGCCAAUUUUGACAUUCCACCUGAGCUUUCUGCUUUCUUGGAUAAUUCUGCUGCUAAACAUAAGCUUUUAAUAAAACCACGGAACCAGAGAUCCAGUAGAAUGAGAAAAUUUUCUCAGAGGACCCAGUCUGAAUCUCUGACUGAUUUGAGCUGUACCCCAGAGGAAGAAGAAGAAGAGGAUGAUGCUGUUUUCAAACCCAACAAUCAAGAACUGCCAUGCAGCACAGCUGCAAUGCAGGAUGUGGCUUCCUGGCCAAAGCCCAGAAUGCCUGAGGACCUCCCCCCUGCUUUGAGACCAGUGAUGACUCAGUCUGUUUCCGAGUCUGCUGUCGGACAGGAAACCCUGCUACCAGAGAAUAAGCCAGAGGACUGCCAACCAGCACUGGAAAUUACAUGUGAGGAGUCUGAGUCCUCACUGCCCUCAGAAGGCAAAGACUCUGUAACUUCUUCCUAUUCCAGUUCAAACAGAGAAGUACAAAAGCAAGAAGAUUCCUCAGAAACGCUUGUUCUGUUGUCUGGAGAUGGAUCAAUCAAUAUCGUAAAUCAAGAAAAUAAGGAGCUUCCUACUGUGUUUCCAUUAAAUAAAUUACCUUCUGAAGAAAACAUUUCAAUUAGUAAGAAUAAUAUUGUUUGCUUGGGAAGCUCAGAAGAAAAUAAACAGAAGGAUGAUCAGUUACCUGUGGAAAUGCCCUGCAAUAAAGGGGAAGACAAAGAGUUUACCCUAUUAUCAGAGUCCAGCAAGGAUUUUUUCAUGGGUCCUUCCCAGCCCACAGACUCAUUCCAUGUUUCACAUCCUGCUUCCUCAAUGCAGAUGGGAUCAUCUACAUUCUGCUCUCCAGAGAAGAUAAAGACUGCACAGGAGGCAACUGCUUCUAAUAAGGAGAACAGUCAGUCCCUGGUCCACAGGGAGGAACAGUUGGGGAAGAAAGCUGUAAAAGCAGUCAAUGAACUCAAUGCCUUCAAAAAGUUUUCUGUUUCCUCUGCAUGGGAGAGACCAAGCAUCAGAAGCCUGUAUUUCCCAGAAAGAUCAGAGUCGGAAAGCCCAUUAAAUACUGGAUUCUUCCUGUCCAAAGCAAAGGUCUCCUCAAGAAAUGAGAAGUGGCAAGAUGACUUUCAGAAGGGAUCAGAUCUGGACGAGGAGAAAAGUAGCAGCAAAAAGGAGGCUUUGCUGACAGAGUCCCACUCUGAGAACACAGGCCAACCUACAGAAAGUUUGGCCAGUUAUGUUUCCCCAGCUGUUGAUCCAGUACCAAUGCCAAGCAAUUCUUCAGUGGUAUCUCAGAAUCAGCCAAGUUGUAAAGAUAGAAGUCCUUUUCAAGUGAAACUUAGAUCCACCUCACUGUCCUUGAAAUAUGAAGACAACUCACCACCAGAAUCAAAAGGGAUUAAAAGAUACAGUGCAGAAUUUAAUUUAGAAAAUGGGGCAUUGUCUUCCUUUUUAAAAGGUGAUAAGGCAGAGAUCAGAAAAACAGCCAAUACAAAUACUGGUGAUUCUUUAAAGGAGAAGAUCAAACCCAAAGCAAAGUCAUCUGAACAGCUUAGUUGCAAACCUCCAUUGCCUAAAAAGCCAGUGUUGCAAAGCAUAACCAUUCCAAACAUUACUGCAAGCAAGGAGAAGCAGGACAAAGCUACUGACUCUCCUGAAUUCAGAAAUGAAGACAGAGACUUGGAAAAACAGUCAACUGCUUGUAAAGUGCCUGACAUAAAUAAUCUGUCAACAGAGAAAAGUGUGCCUUCCCCCAUGGCUGCCAGCGACUCUGGAAGAGAUCCUGACACUCCUACAGAACCAGCCUGGAUUUCCAUUGCAAGGCAAAAGCAGAGGGGCAUGCAUCAGGAGAAGGAACUCAGCAGAGAAAAACUUGUGGCUCCAGAUAAUAAGUCAAAUACAGAGAAACAGAAUAAAGGAAAUGAACAAACAGAGGGGCCAGUGAAACAACAAUGGAAUAAACCUUCACACUUGGCACCUAAAAGCACUUCUGAAGAGCAGGGGAAAGACUCGAAGUCUGCAGAGAAGCCCCUGUUGAGAACCAAUUCAUUGUCACAUUAUGUCCCUGUAUCUCCAUCGCCUGCACUGGUGGAUAAGGAGGAAAUAAGCCACUUGAGGAAAGCCAGUAAUGCUGCUCCCAGUCAGCCAGCAUGGAUGGAGCUGGCCAAAAAGAAGUCUCAAGCUUGGAGUGAUAUGCCACAGAUUAUAAAAUAGAGAGAUGCAAACACUUUUUGCAUAAAUAAGUGAACUACUUAACUGAACUCCUACAGACCAGCUAAUCACAGUGAAGAAUCUCUUGAUACAGAGGGUUUUAUUAUACAGCUGUGGAGAAAGUGUGCAAUAGGUGCAGUCAAAAAGUUUACCUUCAAUUUUGUAGCAAUCAGAAUUGCAAUGUCAAUGGAUUACUUAAAUUGUGCUAAGGACAUACUUACACUUUGGAAAAUAAAACUUUUGCCUUAUGUAUUUCCUGCAUUUUCUGCUUUUACUUAUGAUUGUAUCCAAACAGGAUCUUUGCUAAACUUUGCUGAACUUCUGUUAUUGCUGGAAAAUUCUAUUUGUUAUGGUUUUCUCUGUUUACAGUUAUAAAUUGUGCACUUACAUCCUGA